This is a messenger RNA of Hyaloperonospora brassicae, 819 nucleotides long. The record is from the annotation of a GenBank genome assembly. Lineage: Eukaryota; Oomycota; Peronosporomycetes; Peronosporales; Peronosporaceae.
AUGGCGCAGGACCUGCGCACUCUGCGCGCGUACGUGACGGACAUGGACGGGCGACAGUACGACAACGUGCCCGACGGCAUCGUCUGCUUGCUCAUCACCCACAGCAACCUCGAGCUCCAGAUGGUGGACAUUCGACUGGACUUGCAUGGCACAAUCGGUGAGCUGCGGCACAAGGUGUACCAGCACACGGGCACCAGACCGGACGCCAUGGAGCUCCUUGUCAUGCGUAGCGACGGGUCCGUGUACGCUCGUCUGGACGAUGACCAGCGGAUGUUGGGCUUCUAUAGUGUGGAGAGCGGUAUGCGGCUGCAUGUGGUGGACAACGAUCCGUUCUCGCUGUCGAGAGGAGGCGGUCUCGAGGACGUCUCGCUCGUCAAGAAGUACGAGAUGUCGGAGGAAGACUAUGACAAACGCGAGAAGUCUGUGCGAGCGUACAAGAGAGAGCAGCUUGCCAAGGACCCUGCAUGGAAACCCAAGACGAUGAUGAAGGUCGCUCAGCCAAUUGUUGACGCGGCAACACUGCCAGGACCAGAUAGUGUCGCACACAUGAAGGUCAAGGAUCGGUGCGAGGUGCAGCCUGGUGGACGUCGUGGACAGGUGCAAUAUCUAGGUGAAGUGCCAGAGAUCGCGCCUGGCUUUUGGGUCGGUGUGCAAUUCGACGAACCCGUGGGCAAAGGCGAUGGCUCUGUCAAAGGCACUACCUACUUCGGGUGCGAGCAAAAGUACGGCGGCUUUGUGCGACCGUACAACGUGGCAGUGGGCAACUUCCCGGUGCUCGACCCGUUUGCGGACUUGUCGGAUGACGAGGACGAACUGUAG